AUGGGCGACAUUCCUGCCUAUUGUCCAUCAGACUACCCCUACCAAGUGCCUAUUACUCUACAGGCUUGUCAAAUCCGUCUCGCGAACUUUAUAUGCAUGUGGCUUUAUUACGCUUCGUUAAUUCUUUUAAUACCCACGUGUUGGUCACUACAAUCCUUGGCCGAUAAAAAGAAUUUACAUGUAGAUACUGGCGAGUAUAGCAAUUAUGAGGGCUACAAUACUGGUUGGGCAGGAAUUGGAAAAGAGAAAAGCGGAAAAAGAAAGAGUUUUAGCGAGUCACCAAAAUCCAGUGAACUUAUAUGGAGUGCGAGUCCCUUGGAUAAUAAUAUUACAGAUAUCCUAGGUAGUUUUCCGAGUGGAGUAGAAGCCGGCGGGAACGCGGAAGAGAACGCGUAA
Molecule: messenger RNA, 396 nt
Organism: Acaulospora morrowiae
Lineage: Eukaryota; Fungi; Glomeromycota; Glomeromycetes; Diversisporales; Acaulosporaceae
Source: the annotation of a GenBank genome assembly